AUGGAGAUAAAUAAAGAGAUACAUUAUGAAAAUAACAUACUACAAAAAAAUGAGAAUUUUUUUAAUUAUUAUAUUAAUCAGAAAAUAAUAAAAGAAGAAGAAAUAGAUUCUUUUAUGCUUACAAUAAAUAAAGAAUUACCGAUAACCUUUAGAGUUUUAAACAAUAACAAGUAUAGCAAAUUUAUACAUGAAAAUAUUGAAAAGAAGUUAGAAUCAAUAUGUAAAAACCAAUAUUCUAUUAUAAAAUUAAAUGAAAAAGACAAAAUGUAUGAGAUAUAUUUAACUAGGUCAGAAAUAAAAAAACAAGAAAAUUACAGAAAUUUAUAUAAUUAUUUAAUCAAUUUAAAUGAAAGUGGUUAUAUAUUUAGACAAGAAUUAGUUAGUAUGUUACCUGUUUUAUUUUUAAAAUUAAAAGAGAAUUUUUUUGUUUUAGAUAUAUGUGCAGCUCCAGGUUCAAAAACAGCACAAAUACUAGAUUAUAUGCAUUUAAUAAAAAGAAGAAGUAUCAAAAAUAGUUUGAUUAAAAAAUUUCUUCAAAAAAAUUGCAUAAAAAUGUAUAAAUUAAUUGAGAAUAUUGAUAAUGAAGAUACAGAAGAAGAAUGCACUCAUGAAUAUUUUAAGAGUGAAAAUGAUAAUCAAAAUAACAAUAAUAAAAACCUAAAGAAUAAUUAUAUUCAAAAUGGAUUUAUGAUAAAUGAUAAUAACAAUGAUAUCCUAAUGAAUGAAUAUGAUGAGGAAAAUAAAGAAUAUAAUAAGAAAAGCUUAGAAAAAUUAUAUAAAAGUUAUUAUAGUAUAUUAGAUAAUAAUUUAUAUGAUGAUAAAUUUUUCGAGUAUAUUCUAAAUAUAGAUAAUAAUUUAUAUAAUGAUUACAAACAAUUAAUUUCUAAUAAUAACCCUAAUGGAGUUGUUGUAGGAAAUGAUUCUAACUUUAAAAGAUGUUGUAUGUUAUUUCAUCGAUUAAAGAAUAUUCAUAGUGGUAGUUUAAUAGUAACAAAUAAUAAUGCAAUACAUUUUCCGUAUAUAUAUAUAAAAAAUGAAAAAGAAUGUACUUUUGAAAAAAAAUAUUUCGAUUCUGUUUUAUGUGAUGUUCCCUGUAGUGGUGAUGGUACUAUAAGAAAAGAUAAAAAUGUUUGGUUAAAUUGGAAUGCAUAUAAUGCUUAUAAUUUAUUUCAAUUACAAGUUAAUAUUUUAAAAAGAUCAAUUGAUUUAACAAAAGAGAAUGGAUAUAUAGUUUAUAGCACUUGUUCUUUAAAUCCGAUUGAAAAUGAAGCAGUUAUUUGUGAAAUUUUUAAUUCAAUAGAAAAUUUAGGUUCAUUAAAAUUAAUUAAUUUUGAAAAUGAACUAUUAACAAAAUUAAAUUAUAAAAAAGGAUUAACAGAAUGGAAAAUUUUGAUGGAUGACAAAUGGUUUGAAACCUACGAAGAAUUUUGUGAUUAUUUAACUAGUAAUAAUUCAAUGAAACAUAAAAAAAUUUAUGAUAAAAUACAAAAAGGAAUGUUUCCAUUGAGUAAAGAGUUUUCUGAAUUAAUUAAUUUAAGAUAUGCGAAACGAUUUUUUCCUCAUAAUUAUGAUGCUGGUGGAUUUUUUAUUGCAGUAAUUAAAAAGUGUGGUAAAGUUCAAUGGAAAAAUAAAAUGAAAAAUGAAAAUAUUAACGAAAAUAAUAUUAGAAAAUUCGAAAAUGGAGAAUUUACCAAAAAUAGAAAAAAAGGAAAAUAUAAUAAGAAAAAAAAAAACAAAAAAAAAAAGAUUAUAACAUAUGAAAACAACAAAAAACAGAUAAAAAAAAAUGAUACCAAUGAUAAAGAAAGUAAUGAUAAUAUUUUUGAAACAUAUAAGAAUUCAAUUGAAAGUAGCAUGCAUGAUAAUAAAUUAAUUGUUAGAAAUAAUGAAAUAAUAAAUGCAAUUAAUAAAAAGAGUGAAGAAGAAUUAAACAAUUAUAUAAAAGGUGAAAUAAAUACCACUGAGUAUGCAUUCGAAGAUGAAAAGUUGAAUAAUAGUGAACUGUUAAAUAAUAAAUUAAAUUCUAAUGUCAAUUUGAAUUCUAAAAGUAAAGAACAUAAAGUAAAACAAAAAAAUGAAAAUCUAAUUAAACAACAAGAAUAUGUAAGUUGGGAUUAUUAUGAAAAGUUUUGUAAAGAUAAUAUAUUAGAAAAAAUAAAAAGUUAUUUUAAUUUAAAUGAUGAUUUUUUAUCUAUUAAAAAUAAUUUGUAUAUUCAUUUAAUGGAUGAUAAGAAUUUCAACAAAUUAUCAGUUAAUGAAAGAAUUAAUAUGAAUAUUAAAAAAAUUAAUUUAGUCAGUAAUCACGCUAAAGACAUUUUGGAAUGUUAUACAAAAAUUAAAUUAAAAGUAAUCACUGCAGGAAUAACAGUUAUACAAAUUGAUAAAAAUAAAAAUAAUUCACAAGAAAAUUAUUACAGAAUUAAUUAUAGUGGUUGCCUCAACUUUAUUCCCUACUUUAAAGAAGUAGAUAAUUUUUUAUUAAAUAAAACAUAUAGAGAUAACAUUAUUAAAAUUUAUUUUAAUCCUAUAUAUGAAAAUAAAGACAGGGAAUUUAAUUUUGAUACUUAUAUGGAGAAUUUGAUUGAUGAGAGAAGAAAUACAGUAUCAAAAAUUAAUUCAAAUAAAAAAAUUAAAGAAAAGGAAGAACAAAAAAAUAUGUAUGAUCGAGAUGAAAUAAAAGAUAAGGAAAUAGAUAACGAUAUUAAAAAUAAUAAAAAAUCUGAAGAAUUGGAAAUUGUGAAUAACUUUGGAAAAAAUGAUAAUAUGGUCCUAAAUAACAAUAUACAAGAAAAAAAUAAUGAAAUAGAUAAAUGUGUCAAUAAAAAUUCAAUAAUAAAUAAAAAAAUAUAUGAAAAAAAUAUUUCAAAAGAUAAGAAUGAUGAAGAUGAUGAACUUUGUAUUGAUAAUAAAAUAAAAAAUUAUAUAAAUAUUACAUGGGUGAAUAGCGAUGUAAUAUUAGAUUUAAUAAAAGUUGAUAAAUCAAAGUUAAAUAGCAUAACUGAUGAAACAAUAAAACAAACAGAAAAAUUAAAACAGUAUUCACCUAAUGUUUUAUUAACGUUAAAUAGAAAUAAACAAAUUUUUGCUAUUCCAUCAAAUAAAGGAAGAAUAUACGUAGAUAUAAGUAUUGAGAAAAAUUCUAUUAUUAUGUUGCCAUAUAUAUUAAAUUAA
Molecule: messenger RNA, 3171 nt
Organism: Plasmodium relictum
Lineage: Eukaryota; Apicomplexa; Aconoidasida; Haemosporida; Plasmodiidae
Product: tRNA m5C-methyltransferase, putative
Exons: 1
Coding region: 1-3171 (1056 amino acids)
Biological process (GO): RNA methylation
Molecular function (GO): methyltransferase activity
Source: RefSeq, a predicted model, not a curated record